This is a messenger RNA of Spinacia oleracea (spinach), 711 nucleotides long. RefSeq lists its product as uncharacterized. The transcript has a single exon. The coding region runs from base 1 to 711 and encodes 236 amino acids. The record is from RefSeq and is a predicted model, not a curated record. NCBI's taxonomy places the organism in Eukaryota, Viridiplantae, Streptophyta, Magnoliopsida, Caryophyllales, Amaranthaceae.
AUGGCUGACACCUCAAAAUUCCACUCAUCCCUCAUCGUCACCAACAUCAAAACCCUCAUUCACAUCAUGUUGGAUAUGGAGAACGGGAAAUAUCACUCUUGGGCGACCCUAUUCAAGGUUCAGGACAAAAUUCAUUCGGUCAUUGAUCACGUUACCCCUCCCACAGAACCUGACGCACUAAAAACCUAUCUAGCUACAAAAGAGGCUGAUUUAACUCUAUGGAAUCGGCUUGACAACGUUGUGCUCCAAUGGAUUUAUGCGUUUAUCUCCUCUGAUAUAUUGGACACCAUUCUUGUGCAAGACGAUGUAGCCAAAAAUGCAUGGAAACGAGUAGAAAUUCUCUUCCAUAACAACAAAAACACAAGGGCCGUGUUUUUGGAGACACAAUUCACCACCACUGUGAUGGCAGAUUUUCCGUCCCUUCAGGCCUACCCAAACCGCCUACAAUCCUUAGCCACACAGCUUGCAAACGUGGGUUCCUAUGUCUCCGAGCAUUGUCUGGUCCUUCGCCUUCUUGCCGGCCUUCCCGAGGGAUACCGUCACUUUGUUACGAAUAUGCAGCAAAAGAAAAAGUUACCGGGGUUCUUUGAAAUGUGCUCCAGGUUGAACCUCGAAGACACCACUAACAAAGAGUGGGGGCGCGAGACAAUGGAGGAAAACCCUCAUCUUUGUCGACGAAGAGCCCCAGCCACCCUCCUCUCAGCCGUAUAA